Molecule: messenger RNA, 663 nt
Organism: Naegleria lovaniensis
Lineage: Eukaryota; Heterolobosea; Eutetramitea; Acrasida; Naegleriidae
Exons: 1
Coding region: 1-663 (220 amino acids)
Molecular function (GO): calcium ion binding; calcium-dependent protein serine/threonine phosphatase regulator activity
Source: RefSeq, a predicted model, not a curated record
AUGUCAUCAACACAAAAAUUAACACCUCAGCAAUUGGAAGAAAUUAGAAGAGCAUUCAAACAAUAUGACAAGGACAACUCCAACUCCAUUGAUCGUCAAGAAUUACAAACUCUCCUCGAAACCACACUCAAAACCAACCUCUCCGAAAAGAUGCUCCAAAAAUACGUUGACGUUCAAUUCAACAAGAAUGACACCAACAAGAAUCAAGUGAUUGAUUACGAUGAAUUUGUGAAAUUGUACACCACACUCUAUUUUUCACCUGAAUUACCCAUUUCGAUGCGUCUCGAACACAAGUCCAACUCAUUCCGAAAGGAACCUUUGACAUCCUCACCUUCCAACUCGGUUGCUCCGCCACUUCCUCAGAAAAAGCCAUUGAGUGAAGAGGAAAAGAGAAAAGCCAAACAAUGUUUUGACAAGUACGAUUUGGAUAAAUCAGGAACCAUUGAUCGAAAUGAAAUGUCCAAAUUAUUGGAAUCGGUUUACAAUGAGAAUGGUAAAAUGUCCAAAGUUUUGUUUAAUCGAUUGGUGGACAUGCACAUGAAUAAGGCAGGAGAUGACAAUGUGUUUUCAUUUGAGGAAUUUUUGGGAAUUUACAGAAAUAUAUUUGGAGAGGAUCAAGAUGUGGCACAAUCAUCCUCUGGUUUUGUUCUUCCUGGAAUGUAA